CUCAAACCAAACAUACCUUAAAUAUUUUGACCAAAACUCAAAAAAGGAAGAGAGGAACCAGGGAGUAGUAGCCGCCGCCGCAGCUGCCACCUCAUCAUCCCCUCGUCGUCGCUCAAGAGCCGCGGGACUUGAAUUUCACAGCUAUUCUUUUAGAUUUGUUUGCAUUGAGAAUUCUCCAUACUGAGAAUGGAAUCCAAAAACGAGUGGAUGGACACCAACAUCCAAUCCCCACUUGCAAAAGAUCCGGCGACACCGCCGUCCUCCCAAAAUUUGCGCCAGUGGAGACCAGCUGCACAGCGGAAUCUCAAAAACCAGUGGUUGAAAUUGGCUUCUCUAUGGAAGGACUGGCUCUCUUCUUCCCCUACUGCUCGCUCCCACGCCGCUUCUUUAGUAAACUCUUAUCUCUCGCAGAGGUACAUGGAUGGAAUGGAGUUUGGAGUUUUGAGUGAAAUGCCAGAAAUACAAAAGAAAGCAUGCCACAAGCUAUUCAAGCAGCAGGUGAUCAAUAAGGAUCAGCUACUGUCAUCCUACAAAACAUUGGUUGGGAUUGUUACUCAAAUGGUAAACGCUUCAAGAUCUAUGAGGUGUUAUCGCAAAGGGAUGAGCAGCAGCCCAAUUAUACAGUUUGCUUGCAGCCCUCCUGUUGAUAAUAAUCAUCUGAAUGACACUGGCGGUGAUGGCGGUGGAGUUCCUGUGUUCACCUUUUUGCCAGUAUCUUCUUUCGAGCAAAUGGCCGAAGAGCUGGUUCGAAUGCUAGAAUCUGAAAUUAACUUAAAGCGGUUACUUGUGAUGGAAUUUAUCUCCAUUAGUGACAAAGACAACUGCAUGGAUUGGUCAGAAGAGUUGUAUCUAGGGGAGUUCAAUGAUCUCUUUAUAUGCGGUUUGUACACCAAUGAGCCAAUUUUUCCAGGUCACACAAACUGCAAAUCAAACUCACCUGCGAAUUCAUCUAGUGAUCAAGCAGAGAGGAAUAUUCUCCAGGUAUACUUGACAACAUGGCUCGCAGAAGUGAAAAUUGACAGACACAGGAUUGAUGAAAUAUUCUCUAUAGUAGGAGAGGAAAUGCAUGUCAGUCUCACCUGAAGUUGCUAGCUCCCAUGGAGGAAUCUGAGAGCUUAGAAACUAUGGCCUUGUUUGGGAACAACUUUUUCCGUUGGCGUUUUGGAUAUAAAACAAAAAUUGGGCACCAAGAGUAGUUGAUUUGAACACAAGAAUGUGACAAUAUAUUCUCUAUUCCUUUCAGCAUCACAUUGCUUUGUUCAGCCUUGAUGUUCUUCACGGCCGGCAUUUGAUUUGCAGGAAGUAGUUCUGAGCAGGUAGGAACAGUGUUGAGACAAUAAUCUUAGGUUAUGUUUGGUACGACUCAUACGUGUAAUGUAAUGAUUAUCACAUAUAUAUAUAUGUUGUAUUGAGUUAACUUUGUUUGGUUUUACAUUAUAGUAGUGAAAUCAUAAAAACAAAUGUAUAGCCUUUUG
Cuscuta campestris is the source of this 1475-nucleotide messenger RNA. The record is from the annotation of a GenBank genome assembly. Lineage: Eukaryota; Viridiplantae; Streptophyta; Magnoliopsida; Solanales; Convolvulaceae.